Neltuma alba is the source of this 447-nucleotide messenger RNA. RefSeq names its product L10-interacting MYB domain-containing protein-like. NCBI's taxonomy places the organism in Eukaryota, Viridiplantae, Streptophyta, Magnoliopsida, Fabales, Fabaceae. The transcript has 2 exons. The record is from RefSeq and is a predicted model, not a curated record. The coding region runs from base 1 to 447 and encodes 148 amino acids.
AUGGACAAUGAUAAUGGAAAAGUGACAUGGGAUCCUUACACGACAAAGAUUCUAAUCGAUGUUUGCGUCGAGCAAAUAGUGCACAAGGAACGACAACGAACAUCAUUUAAAAGGCCCGGUUGGGGGAAAAUUGAAAAGAACUUUCAGGAAAGGAGCAGGAGAAAGUACGACAGCAGGCAAUUGAAGAAUAAAUUUGAUAUGUUGAGAAAAGAUUGGAAGUUGUGGGAUAAACUAAUAUCUGGAGAGACUGGGAUUGGUUAUGCUGUAGCCACAAAUAGGGUUUUGGCCUCCGAUGAGUGGUUGACCCUAACUUCAAGAAAUUUAGACAUCAGGGUUGAUGUUUGCAUCAGAUCUACAGAAAAUAAUCAAAGAUGUUGUGGCUUCGGGAGACUAUAUGUAUGCACCAUCAGCCUCACAGCCCCAGUUGACACCUGUGACAUAGGCUGA